UCUCUCUCCUCCCCCCCAUCUCUCUCUCUUUCUCUCUCCUCCCCUUAUCUCCUGUUUCUCUUCAUCUAACUUCAGUCUUAAGCAUAGAAUUGCAUCCCAUACAAUUCAGCUGCUAAAUUACUUGAGUUUCCCUCCCACAUACAUCAGCCUAUUAAAUCCUCCAACCAUCACAGAGCACUCCACAUCGAAGCUCCACCGCAGAUCCCGUCCCCCCCGAAUUCUCGGUCAUCGAAUCACAGGAAUGGGACGGCAUUCCUGCUGUCUCAAGCAGAAGCUAAGGAAAGGCUUGUGGUCUCCUGAAGAGGAUGAGAAGCUCUACAAUCACAUCAUGAGAUUUGGAGUUGGCUGUUGGAGCUCUGUGCCAAAACUAGCAGGGUUGCAAAGAUGUGGAAAGAGCUGUAGACUGAGAUGGAUAAAUUACUUGAGGCCAGAUCUCAAGAGGGGCAGCUUUUCACAGCAAGAAGAGGACUUGAUUAUAUGCCUCCAUGAGAUUCUGGGGAACAGGUGGUCUCAAAUUGCAUCGCAAUUGCCAGGAAGAACAGACAAUGAGAUCAAGAACUACUGGAACUCAUGCCUCAAAAAGAAGCUUCGGCAGAGGGGAAUUGAUCCCAGCACCCACAAGCCAUUGAGUGAGAUAGAAGCACCAGUAGAAAAGCCUGGUUUGAACAAUUCAAGCAGUAGUGGCUCCUUAGAGCAUUUGCCAGUGAAGCCUGUUUUUGAUCCCUUCCCCUUGAUUGAUAUCCAGGCGGGUGUUGAUCUAAUGGAAACCGAUUCGAACCUUUGCAGCCAAAUUCAGCAAACUUUUAAGCCUUUCAAUCAGAAUGAACUGUUAACCAGCUCAGGAUUCUGUGAUUAUAGCAGUCUCCUCGAUGUUUCGGAGAAUUAUGGCUAUGGGGAGAGCUCGAGCAACAGUAGUAAUUGGAACUGCAAUAUUGGAACAGACACCAACUACGUGUUGGGCAAUGAGGUUCUGAACUGGGUUUCCGACAAUAAGGUAUCCUCAUUAACUCAGACACAUAACAAUGGGGUGGAAACUUUUGAACACAAGAUUAGUCCAUGGCAUGAGAAACAGCACCAUGUACAGAGCACAGAUGAUUACAAUAGCUAUCCGAUGAGGUCGCUGUCUCGAGACCUAACAGAAGCCUGCCUUGAUAUACCUCGAGGGGAAUUGGCGAGUGAAUUCAAUGUGGAUUUCUUUUGAGUUCUUGACAUUCUCCUGCUCUCCCUCUCUCUCAGACUUUCAAAACAUUUGAAAAAUUGUGAAAGAUAAGAGGUCGAACUUUUUAUCUGUAUUUUGCUUCAGUUUUCUAUUACUCUUUUCUUCUGUAUUAUGGUCAUAGAGGAAUAAAUAAUGUUAUAGCGGUGUGGCCAAAA
Elaeis guineensis (African oil palm) is the source of this 1374-nucleotide messenger RNA. Its product is annotated as myb-related protein Hv33-like. The record is from RefSeq and is a predicted model, not a curated record. Lineage: Eukaryota; Viridiplantae; Streptophyta; Magnoliopsida; Arecales; Arecaceae.